Plodia interpunctella (Indianmeal moth) is the source of this 10175-nucleotide messenger RNA. RefSeq names its product centromere-associated protein E-like. The record is from RefSeq and is a predicted model, not a curated record. Gene Ontology annotation, cellular component: microtubule. Gene Ontology annotation, biological process: mitotic cell cycle; microtubule-based movement. Bases 247 to 9414 code for a protein of 3055 amino acids. Lineage: Eukaryota; Metazoa; Arthropoda; Insecta; Lepidoptera; Pyralidae. Gene Ontology annotation, molecular function: microtubule motor activity; microtubule binding; ATP binding. The transcript has 27 exons.
GCGCGCGGCGACGGCGAAGGACACUCCCUAAAAAAACUAUCAAAUGGCAAUACCAAAGUAUUCUUUUUCCUCCCUCCCCCGUUUUAAAAUCGUCUUGUCGGUUAUUUUUGUGUGUUGUGUUUUGUUUACGUUCUAUUUUGUUAAAUUUAUUACUGCCUCAAAUAAAUGCUGACAUGGAGAAUUAAUGAAGAGGCCUCGUGUGUUUCAUAUUUUGUUAUUUGAAAGUAAACUAUGUUAUGAAGAAAAAUGAGUGACAAUAUUAAAGUAGUUGUCAAAGUUAGACCAUUGAUUUCUCGCGAAAUAGAUAGGAAAGCGGUCAAUCAAUGGCGUGUAAAGAACAAUUCUCUAUACCAGGUAGAUGAAAAUGGGAAAGACGUUGGUCCUUGUUAUUCAUUUGAUAAAGUUUAUGGUGUGGAAACGAAGACUUCUGAUGUGUUCAAAGAUGUAGCCAAACCAAUUGUUGAAGCCGCUACUGCUGGCUUCAAUGGAACUAUAUUUGCUUACGGGCAAACUUCCUCUGGGAAGACUUACACCAUGUCAGGCACAGAAGAUUCCCCUGGUAUCAUACCUCUUGCUGUGCAAAAUCUGUAUGAGAUUAUCAAAAACAUUCCUGACAGAGAUUUUUUAGUAAGGGUAUCAUACAUUGAAAUUUACAAUGAAACAUUGAAAGAUCUUCUAGAUGAGGAAAAGAAAAAUGUGAAAGUUUUUGAGACAUUGGAAGGCGAAGUGAAGGUGGAUGCCAAAGAACAUGUCACUACAUCUCCAGAAGAAAUGCUCAGAUAUUUAAAAGAAGGUGAAGCCAAUAGACAGACCGGUUCCACAAAUAUGAAUGAGAUAAGUAGCAGAUCACACUCAAUAUUCCAAAUAACUAUAGAAUCUCGCGAGCACAUCGAAGGCGAAGAAGAAGCGGCAGGGUGCGUGAACGUGUCGCAGCUGAACCUGGUGGAUCUGGCCGGGUCGGAGCGCGCGGGCCACGCUACCGGCCUCCGCUUCAAGGAGGGCACGCACAUCAACAAAUCUCUGUCCGCUCUAGCGCUCGUCAUCAAGCAGCUCUCUGAAGACCCCAACAAAUUCGCCAACUACCGUGACAGCAAACUGACGCGUAUCCUGCAGAACUCGCUGGGCGGUAACGCGAAGACUAGUAUAAUAUGUGCAGUCACGCCUGCUGCCGUCGAAGAGACCAUCUCCACUCUGCAAUUUGCGAACCGAGCCAAAGCCAUAAAGAACAAGCCAGAAGUGAACGCUGUAGCCACGGACGCGACCAUGAUCCAGGGCCUCACGAAGCAGCUGUCCCAGCUGCAGUCGCAGCUCGAGACCAAGCGCAACCUUGAAGUCAUGCUCGAGAGCAAGAUGAAUGUCGAGGUGAACCUAAAGAACCAGAUAGCAGCACUUCAGAAGCUAAUAUUAAACGGUUUCGGCCAAAGGAGCAGUGCCGAGAUAGUCGGCAGCCGCCGCAAGAACGCUCAGCUGCGCAGAGUCACAAUAUCGACGCUGCAUUCCAUAGAGGAGGACCCCGUGCCCGACGUGCCCAAGUUUUGUACGCCCAGCUUGAAGUAUAAUUCUAUGUUAAUGCCGGGCGCACGCGACUUCGUCCCAAUCCAAGACGAAAGUAAAUUAUCCAGCGUGCCGGAAGAACCUCGACUGAUAACCCCCCCACCUAAUGAAAGGAGGGUGAAUUUCAAAGACGAAGUCAUUGACCUCGACAGCGAUGACGAUGACUCUAUGGACGUCAGUUGCUCGCCAUAUCACAAAUGCCAUGCUUUAUCAAAAACUCCUCCAUGUGUUUUGCGAAGAAAAGCGAAAAUUGCAGAAAAGGAUCUUAAAGACAUUGUAGAAUUGACAAAUAGAGAAAAAAUAUAUAUGCCUGCAGUGGAGGAACUAAUGAAAAAAUUAGAACAUAACACAUCUGUGAUAUCUAAAUUAGAAGAAGAUGUUAUAUCACUAAGUGAAAGUAGCAAGGAAAAGGAUCUAGAAAUUGACAAAUUAAAAUUGAAAAUAAUCAAGUCCGAGGAGGAGAUGAAAGCUGUGACUUCAGCCAAAGAGGAUAUGGAAACAUUAUGUAAAGAUUAUACCACAAAACUUACCGAUUGGGAAGUAAGUUACGAAACAUUAAAACAAAAGACGCAGAGAAGAGAGCAAGAGCUUCUAUCACUUUUAGAUGAACAUCAGAAGGUUCAUAAUAGGACUGAUGACAUCGGUGGCAAGACACUUUCACGAACAAUAGAUAAAGAACUCUCCCAUUUCAUGGACAUGUCUAGAGAUAUAUCCCUUGUGAACAGUGACAAUGAAAGCAGCAUCGCGAACACAAACGACGAUGAAUGUAAUUCACAAAUACAAGACAUGGUCUCGGAAAUGCAGACGCAACUCACUAUGAAAACACGCAGAAUAAUAGAUUUAGAAUCCAAUCUCUUUGAAAAUAACCAAAAAAUCGAAUCGUUAGAAUUGGCCUGCAAAGAACUCCAAGAAAUGCUAAAUAGGUUUCAAGAAAAACUUGGUCAAUCCGAAGAUGAAAAUCAUUUAUUAAAAGCAACAAUCGAUACAUUAAAUUCUACUAUAAAUAAUCAAAAAUCAAUCUUGGAAGCGACACAUGCUGACAUUGAUUCUUAUAAUAGUUUAAUUCAGGAAUUACAAAUCAAAUUACGGCAAAAAGAAAGCAUGAUUGACGUUAAUAUUGAUGAUAGUAUUUUAGAGAAUAUGAUUCAAAACGAAGAGAAGGUUAUCGCUAAUAAUGAAAAUAUAAAAAAUAUAAUCAACUCAUUCAAAAUUGUUCUAGAUUCUCGUAAUAAAGAAAUUGACACACUUAAAUUGAACCAAUCAGAAAAAUCUGAAACCAUAUUUAGUCAAGAAAUUAAUAAAAAGGAAAAACAAAUAAAUUCUUUAUGUGACGAAGUACAACAAUUACAAGAUCAAAUCACGGAAAAUAUUGCUGUGAUUAACAGCCUCAAAUCUGAGAAGAAAAUAUUGUUAGAAUCUGAGCACCAGCUUACCGAAAAGUUGCAUGCAUUGGAGGAAAUGCAGCAUAUAAUGGAACAAAAGAAUAAUGAAAAUUCAAAUCUUUUAGUGCGAUUACAAGCUACUAAUGAUGAAUUGGCUCAGACAGUCUGUGAUCAAAACGAAAAAAAACACGCACUAGUAAACUUGAAUGCACAUAAAGAAGAAUUACAAAAAAGGAUUUACGAUUUAGAAAGAGACAUCGAAGAAAAAAAUGUUCUCAUUGAAUCUCUAAAGAAAGAUGAUUCUGAGUUACAAGAGACCAUGAAUAAAGCCAAAGAAGCGAUAUUAAAGUUGCAAAAAAUCUUGGCCGACUUGACUGGAAAUAUCCAAGAAGUGCCAGAAGUGAUUGACAACUUUGUUGUUGUCAUUGAUAUUCUCGACAGUAACAUCAGUAAACUUGAAUCUACAAUUGUUGGCGUAAUAGAUGAGAAAAAGGCGGAGACCGAAAUUAGCAAACAACUUCGUGAUGAACUUGCACUUCUAAAAGACAAAUAUGAACAAAACACCAAAGAUUUACUAUCUCAUAUUGACUCACUCAAUUCGCAGAGUAGCGAUUAUGCACAACAAAACGAUAACUUGCAAAAACUACUAACUCAAGUUUCACAGGAACUAGAUACAUCUCGUAAUCAACUCUCAAUUGCUAAUGAACAGUAUAAUGAUUUACAUAACAAAUCACAUGAACACAGUAAACAAAUCAGUGCCAAAGAUGACAUUAUAAUUUCACUGCAAGAAAAGUUAAGUAGUUUCAAUGAAGAUAUUUGUAAUCUUCAGCAACAAAAACAACAGAUUGAUAAUGUUAUUCUUUGCAAAAAUUCACUAAUAGAAGAUUUGGAGAUUAAAUUAAAAGGAGUUGAAAUAAGUCUUGAAGAAAAAAGUGCUGAAUUCGUUCAAAUGACUAGAGAAUUUAACGAUUCUCGUAUAAAAACCGAUCGAUUAUUGCAAGAGGUUUUAGAAAAGACCAACAAAUUAACGAAUACUUGCAAUUUGCAAACUAAUUUAUUACACUUAAGUACGGAUAAUGAUAAUAAGUACAAUCAAAUAACUUCCGCUUUAGAUAGUCUUUCGUUAUAUUUAUCUGCCAUAAAAACUGACUCAAUUUCAGAACAUGAUAACCUUAAUAAAUAUCUGGCAGAAGCCAAGCAAGAGAUUGUAUCGCUGUCGCAACAAAAUGUUACAAUAAAGGAAAAUGUUUCCUUGUUGCAAAUAAAAAAUCAAACCCUGAUAGCAGAGUUAGAAGAGAUGCGAACAAAUUAUAAUAAUUUACAACGUGAUUUGAAGCAGGGUAACGAAUUAAUUGAAUCUCUUCAAAGUGAACUUAAAAAUAAAUUAAUAGAAAUUGAAGAUAAUAAAUCAAAAGUUUUAGAGUUGAAAGAAAAGGUUGGAUUCCUUGACAUGUCUACAAAACAAAAAAUCGAAGCAUUACAAAUAGAAAAUGAACGACUCAAAUCAAAAUGUCAGUCAUUAGAAACAAUAUCAUUUAGACAAAGUAACAUUGACAAUUCUGAUUACGAAGAUGAAGAAUGUAACUCAAAAAGGAAAUCUCUUUGUAAUGUAACAGAAUCAAAUGAAUGUAAACCACCUAGCCUCGUAACUAUUUGUUGCAAGAGACUAGAAGAGUGCAUACAGCCAACUGAUAGAUCAUUAACCUCUUCUAACUCUGAGACAAGCGUAAUCUCUAUCGAUAAAGCUACACAAACAAUUAUUUGUCAUUGUGAAAGGUUACUUUCAGACUUGACAACAACUAAUCAAUAUAAUGAAGAGCUUAAAGAUAAAAUCUUACAGCUACUGAAUGAGCGAGAAGAAGUCCGUAAAGAAAUUCAACUUCUCUUAGAACCGGCAAAUGAGCUACAAAAGAGAAUAGUUAAUCAUAGAACAAAUCUAUCUACUUUAACAGCUACUACUUACGCGGAAAACAAGUCUCUGAAGUCACAAGUAACAGCAUUACAACAUCAUCAUACUCGUUUUCAUAUGUUAUGUCAAAGAGAUAUACCUGCCGUGAAAAAGCAGCUAUCCGAACUAAUGACUAUCUUGAAAAAAGAAUCGUCGUUCAUGGACAAAGGGAAUAUAAGUUUCAAAAGAUUUUCUUUACCAGAUACAUUGGAAAACAAUACAACGAUUUCCAGUUUUAAGAACGAUGAAAUAACUUUAGAUGGCGAUCUUUUGAUGUUAGAUACAAAUGUCACCUUAGCGACCUCGGCAGAUAACACUCUAAUGGGCCAUGACCAGACAUGCUUAGAUAUAUCUCAAGCUUUCGUAUAUAAUGAAGUAGCUUGUCAAACUAAUGACGUUACUGACAGAUCAGAAUUAUUUGCAAUUGAUUCUCAAAUUGAGAUUUUAUCUGGUGAUAAUAUAAAAAUGAACCAAAAACUUGAAAGCUUAAAAGAAGAAAAUAUAAAAUUAAGGGAACAAGUAGACAAAUACACAAAACUAAAAGAAGUAAAACUGGAUGUGCAACUAAAUAAUACAAAUUUUAAUUGUCAAAGAUGUGAGAAAUAUGCGCAUGAAGAAAAAGAAUUUCAUAAUAAUCACAAGAGUUUAAAUGAAAAAUUAAUAACUCUGGAUCAAGAAUUAGCUGAUCUAAAAAUGGAAAAAGAUAUGAUUGAAAAUAAGUAUCAGAAUCUCCUAUUAGAUAUUCCAUCGACUGAUGCAUUAGUUCGUAAAUUAAAUAUUCUUGAAAAAGAAAAAAAUACAGAAAUCGGAAAAUUAAUGCAAACUAUAAACUUUAAAAGUGAAGAAAUAAAACGAUUGCAGGAGGAAAAUGAUACUCUUUCUACGCAAGUGAUGGAAAAUAUCGAUGAAGCUGACGAUUUAAAUAAACAGCUGCAAAUUUUAACUAACUCCAAGACAGAGCUUAUGAAAAAGUGUUCAGAAUUAGAGAAGAUUAUCGAAGAAUCUAAACUCGUUAGUAAUCACCCAUGCCGGUAUUGUAAGAAAAAUGAUUUGGGGGGCUCUGUCGUUAUCGAUGACACUAGUGAACUUCAUUCAAAGUAUAACAGAAGCCUCAGUGAAUCAGAUACAUCAUCGAGAUUUAAUAAAAUCUGUACUUUACAAAAUCAGUUGUAUGCCAGUAAACAAGAUUGCAAAGAGUUGUCUGAAGACGUCACUACUAUUAAAAACCAUUUAGAUCGUGGUAACAUAUCUAUAGGGCAAAAUAUAGAUUUAGAUGAUAGCAUGGGAGAAUCUAAUGUUUACACUUUUUCAAGAGAUUUUCAUGGAGCAAUGUCUUUAAAUAUGCCUAACAUUCCUGAAGAACAUGUGAAUGAUAUGUAUAUGAUUGACAGGAAAGACUGUAUUAAUUAUUACUUGGAAGUAACAGGUACAGACAAGGAGAAUCUUAGUGGCGAUUUAAAAAUUAUUGACGUUAUGAAAUUGUUUUAUAGCAAUUUUGUUACAAAACACAACAAUGAGGUUGAAAAUCUAAUAAAUAAAUUAAAGUGCUAUGAAGAGUCCAGAAAAGAGCUAGAAUUUCAUGUUGAUAAUCUAAAGACGGAAUAUUCUAGAAUAACUGAUCAAUUUAACGAAAAGGACAAGAAUUUUCAAGCAGUUGCAAAUAUUUUAACACAGAUAAAAGAUAGUAUGAGUAUUGUAAGAGAAGAAAUCAUUAAAUUUACUGAUGGUGGCAAUAAUACUGUUGCUGUUGUGACUUUUAAAGAAAAUCUCUUAAAAGUUAUUGAUUCAGGUUUAGGCCUCUCGUCUGCUAAUGUUUUCGAGAAGCUUAUAGAUAGCAUAGUAAGGAAACAUGAGAACGAUUUGAGUGACAUUAUGAAUCGCUAUGUGAAAUUGCAAGAACACAUGGAAAUAGUGACUUCUGAAUUAGAUAUAGUAAACAACAGUCUGAUGCAAAUGAAAUCUCAACUUACUGAUAAAGAAAAUGAAUAUAAUUUGUUGAAAGCACAAAAAGAGAGGGUACACGAAAUAAGUAACGCAGUUACACUCGACAUAGUCAAAAAAGAGCGCGAAUUGAGUGAAACUAUACGUAAAGGAUGUCAAAAACUGGUUGAAAGCGACAUCAUAAGCGUGGAAGACAUCGAUUGGUCAAUGCCAUUGAAUAAUAACAUAAAUGUACUUUUUGAUCGUUUCGUAAACCAAUACAGGCUAAAGAGUAGUGAUUCGGAAAACCUUAUAUCAGAAAUAAAUAAAUCGACAACACUAUUACAAACCAAAGAGAAAGAAUUAGAAUCCCUUAAAGUUCAAAAUGAGCAACUGCAUGAUAUAACUAAAAAAUUAAAGAUAGAUUUAGAAGACAGAGCGAUUUUUAUGGAAAAACAUAAAAUCUUAUAUGACGAUUUGAGCAAACGUUACGAGAGUAAAGAACAGGAGAAUGAACAUAAUGUGAGUUUAGUCGCAAAAAUGUCUAAUGAUCUGGAAGUUUUGAAAGGGGAAAUUCAGAUAAAACAAGAUACCAUCGACAAUAUGACAACUGAAUUGAUUAGACACAUGCAAAAUAAUGUCAAAGAGGAUGGAAAAAUUGAAGAUUUAAUGAAUAAAAUAACUAUGUUAGAAAAAGAUAUGUUUGAUCUAAAAACUGUUAACGAAAUUAUAAAGAAAGAAAAAGAAGCUACUGCUGCGGAGUUAUCGAAAUGUGAAGGUAUUAUUAAAAUUAACAAGUCUGAGUUAGAGAAGAUGACGUCAGACAUUUUGGUGUUAAGAGAGUCUGUGAAGGACAAUAUAACUGUGAUAGAUAGUUUGAAAGUAGAGACAAAAUCUUUACUGGACCAGAACAUGCAGCUGAAGCAACAAUUUGAAGAGAAGUGCAGAGAACUGUUACGACUCGAGACAAAUAUUAAGACUCAUGAAAAAACGGCCGAGAUUCAAAGCAAAAUGAUAAUAAGACUCCAGAAGCAAAAAGAAGAAUGUGACAAUAAUAUUAAAGAGAAACACGCUGUGAUAGAAGAAUUAACUGCAAAAUGUACCGCACUUCAGAAGGAAAGUGAAGAAAUAGAUCUAUUGAAGAGUGGCAAAAAAUUGUUGGAGACUCGAAUCUCGGAAUUAGAAAAUGAACUGGAAGGUCUAAAACGCCACACGCCAAAUGAGAACAUAAUGGAAGCAUCUCGGAGACGAAGACAGAGUCUGUACGACUCGCAGCGGGCGUUUGCAGAAAACAAGUUUGACGCCGGAGACCACACGAAGAUUGAAGCUGUGUUCGAGUCCCGCACGAAGCCCGACGACCUGUUUAUGGAUGUCGAUGAAGAUAGCUCCAACAGGAGCACUCCGCUCAGGCUUAGUAAAGGACGAGAUAGCCUACUUUCCCGCAUCGAUCAGAACGAGAAAGAGAAAGAAGACGAGUCUCGGCCGAGUAGCGUGCAAGAGACGCGUCGUCGUCGACAGAGUACUCACGAUCUCCACCGCAGUGUCAGGCACACACCCUCGCCGAGGACUUCUUUAUUGCCGGAACUCGAGCAAAGCGAAUUGUCUUCCCUCCGCACGCGGCUGGCAGCCUGUCAGGAAGAACUGGAGGAGCUGAAGGAACGGUACAAGGAACUGGACGACGAAUGCGAGACGUGCGCUCAGUACCUGCGCGAGAGAGACGCGCAGUGCGCCGCCUUGAAGAGGGAGAAGGCUGUUCUUGAGAAAGUAAUUGCUGAAUUGAGAGACAAGAGUAUGAAUCCAAAUCAAAGCAGUCUGGAUUCCAAGAAGACAUUUGUUGAUGCUUUCGUCAACACGGAUGAAGACUGGGCCAACCUUCAUUCGGUGGUGGUAGACCGCAUGUCGUACGACGCAGAGGUGGAGAAGAAUAAGAGAUUAGCGAAACUGAUAGAGGAGCUGAGAAUGAAGAAGCAAGAACUGAAGAACACGGUCGCCAAGAUGCAGAAACUUUUGGAGAAGAAUUCUGGGAGCAGGGAGUUGGAAGCGACGAGAGCGGAGCUGGAGACGAGCAAGCGGGAGCUGUCGGAGCUGCGCGAGAGACUCCGGGCGCUGGACGAGGAGUGCGACACGUGCUCACAGUAUCUGCGUCAGCGCGAGGCGCAGUGCCGCAACCUUAAGGAGGCCAAGGCUGCGCUCGAGGCCAAGCUGGAGCAAUACCAGGCGGAGAGCACGUCUGCGUCGCGCAGGAAGCGGCAGUCGGCGCACGACCACAACCGCACGCAGCACGAGGCCACCGACACCAGCGACGAUUUAUUGAGUUAUCAAGUGGAGCGCGAUGAUGGCAGGCAAUUGGAGCAGACGCAACGAGAAAUGAAACUGAAAAUGCUGGUAGAGAAGCUGUCGCAGCAGAAGAUGUCGCUGGAGCAGCAGCUGCUGGCGGCCGCGCACCCUGUGUUCGUGGCCACCGGCAGCGCCAUCGUGCAGAACCAACAGUUGACUGACGUCAUGAAGGAGAACCAGAAACUAAAGAAGAUCAAUGCAAAAUUGGUCACUAUUUGUAAGAAGAGAGGCAAAGAUAACAGAGAGAAUGAGGACACUGAACAACGGGGGUGAAAUACAUCAUCAGACGCAUGAUAAAAUUAAUUGUAUGUAAUUAUUGUGCAUGGAAAUAAGCUGGACUUUAAAUUAAUUAAUUGUAAUAAAUCCAGAAAAUUUUAAAGGUAAAAUGUGUUGGUUAUGAUCCAUCCAUGAUAUCCAUGAGGCUCUGGAUAAUACUGGACCACUGCUACUAAUAACUUUUUGAUACGUAUAUUGCUAUCUCUUUUAUAUAUAUAUAUUUUUAUAUAUUGCUAUCCGUGGUUCGAUCUCUCAUUCUUGCAGUGCAGGCUUCAGAAUGAUCUAUAGUUCACUUCAUGGUUAUAUCAAAAUCGAGACUCAAUGCUAUAAAAAACAUUCCUACAGCAUUUACGAGGAUGAUUAGACGAAUUAGUGGUUACUGACACGGAAGAAAUUUUAAGAAGUUGGUGCCAUAGUUAUUUAGCCAUUUAUACUUUUUUGUAUGGUUGUUGUUUAGUAUUAUUAGAAUUUUAACUUAUAGUACUUAAAACAUUGUGGUGCCUAAAGCUAUUUUAUAUUUAUUAACUGGUAAUACAACACAUUAUUUAAUUUCUAUGUAAAUAUAACGUGAUAACUCUCGUAUUGACUACAAUACGAGAGUUAUCAUGUUAUAAACACUAGUUUAUAAUGCCCCUAAUUUAAUUUGUUUUUGAGUUCAAAUUCACAAAUUUUAAAACAAAAUCAGAUUUCUUAUGCUAAAAGUGCCUAUUAUGAAAAUGAUCAUAAUAGAGUACAUACUCAAUAAAUGAUUUUCUUUU